Molecule: messenger RNA, 4667 nt
Organism: Selaginella moellendorffii
Lineage: Eukaryota; Viridiplantae; Streptophyta; Lycopodiopsida; Selaginellales; Selaginellaceae
Product: FT-interacting protein 1
Exons: 6
Coding region: 31-4515 (1494 amino acids)
Source: RefSeq, a predicted model, not a curated record
GUCCAAGCGAGCGAGGGAGCGAAGAACAAAAUGGGCGCCAAGAAGCUGCUGGUGGAGAUCGCGAGCGCCGCCAAUCUCAUGCCCAAGGAUGGCCAGGGAUCGGCGAGCCCCUACUGCGUGGUCGAAUUCGAUGGGCAGCGCCAGCAAACGGAGGUGAGAGAGAAGGAUCUGAAUCCGGUGUGGAACAGCGUGGUAGAAUUCAGCGCGCUCGAUUCCCCGUCCAUGGAAGCGCAGGCUCUGGUUGUCACCGUCUUGAGCGUCAAGAAGCCAUCGCAGAGGAGGCCCAGUUUCCUGGGAAGAGUGAGGAUCCGGGGAGCAAAUUUCGCCAAGCAAGGGGAGGAGGCGCUCGUCUACUAUCAGCUCAAGAGGAGGAGCUUGUUCUCGCAGGUGAAAGGUGAGAUUGGGCUCAAGGUGUGGUGGACGGACGAGCCAGAUCCUCCGCCUCCAGCGGAGGCCCCUGCCGAAGCAGCCGCCGAAGCUCCCGCCGGGCCUGCCGAAGCAGAGGCCCCGCCCGCCGAGCCUCCAGCGCCCGAAAUAGAAGCUGCGACGCCCGAGAGCGCCGAGGCAGUAGCACCUGGCUCGGCAGGCGGCGCCGCUUCCGAGCCAGGUGCGCCGCCUGCCGAGCCUAGCCCCGAGGCUGCCCCCGAGCCUGAGGCGAAUAGAGAGGACGAGCGCAUUGAGGUGAUCGAGAAGACGAUGAUGUCGCUGCUCGAGCCCGUGUAUUGGGAUCACAAUCUACCGUACGCGUGCGAGGUGCCUUGGAACAAUUUCAUUGCCGCGAGCGUUCUCGAGAACCCGUACAUCAAUCUGCCGGAGGAGAGCUGGAUCAUCGAAGCAGCAAAGACUAAAAGCGACAGAAUAUCCUGGCUGACUGACGGCGCGAUCCUCACGCCGGACAUCAUAACCGUCCGACAACGACCGGCGGACCGGGAGAGCCGGUCGCUCGAUCCGGGCCGUCCAAUUCCUCUGCGCGUGAUUUCGUCCGGGGAAUGGCGAUCGGGAGGACAAUGCUGGUGCUGGACUGAUUCAGGCAGUGUUCCAGGGGCUGGGAUAGCGAAAAAUCUGGCAAGGGCUGGGUCCCUGUUCGAUCGUCAGUCACACCACGCAAGAUGCUUUAGUCACGUACGAAGGACUGCCAUGGGGAGGAAACUGUUUGUGGAGGUUUGUAAUGCUGCGGAUCUCAUGCCCAAGGAUGGACAGGGAUCCGCGAGUGCUUACUGCACGCUGGAGUUCGAUGGACAACGUCGGAAAACUGAUACAAAGGCCAAGGAUUUAAAUCCAGUGUGGAACACCGUCGUCGAGUUUCCGAUACUCGAAGGCAAAAAUCUCGAAAGUGAGGUGCUGGAGUUGUCAGUGCUGUGCGAGAAACGAGGUGCGCAGAGGAAGCCAGGAUUUCUGGGAAAGGUGAAGAUUCCAGGGAGGAGCAUUGUGAAGAAGGGGGAGGAGGCUCUUGUCUACUAUCCUCUGGAGAAGCGAAGCAUGUUCUCGCAAGUCAAGGGAGAGAUUGGUUUGAAAGUUUGGUGGAGCGACGAUCCGGAUCCAUCACCGCCAGCUCCAGCUUCUCCUUCGGCUGCUGCAGCUGCUUCUGGUGGUGGUACUCCUCCAGCGGAAGAAGUUACUGCAAAAGACGCAGCGGUGCCAGAAGUUACAGAAGAAGCUCCUGCUGCGCCUGCUGCUGCUGCUGCUGCCGCUGCCGCGGAACAUCAUCCAGCUCCGUCCGAGCCAGCUGAAGCUCCUGUCGAACAGGUACGAGAAAUUCAUCUCGAAGAGAUGGCGGAGCCGAAGGAAGAGAAGCAUGAAGAGACCGAGGAAAGGAGAGAAGACGCAAGAGAGGAGGUGCCAAUGGAGCGGAAGGAAGAGCAAGAAGAGAUGAGAGAGAUACCGAACGAGAGCAAGGAAGAGAAGCACGAGAAGGAAGAGGAGAAGAGAGAAGAAGCGAGGGACGAGAAGAAAAAGAAGAAAGAAGAGAAGCAUGAAGAGAAGAAUGAGGAGAAGCAUGAACCGAAGCAGUAUGAAGAGAAGAAGAAAGAGGAGAAGAAGGAGAACAAGAAGGAGGACAAGAAGGAGGAGAAGAAACCAGAGGAGACGAGAGAAUAUCGAAGUGUGGGAAGGAGGGAAGAACAGAAAGACGUGAAGGAUCAAAAGAUAAAAGAGAGGAAAGGUGACGCACCGACAAUCGUCAUAAAGAGGCACGACGACGAACACGAACACGAGCUCUCUCGGAAGCUAGUCCGGGCAAGCACUGUGCCAUCGACAGACUUCCAUUUGAAGGAGACUACGCCCGCUCUUGCCAGAGGAAUCGGAGAGAAAGUGGUCACGUAUGAUCUGGUGGAGAAGAUGAACUACUUGUUCGUCAAGGUGGUGAAGGCCCGAGCUCUGAUGGAAUCCGGCAGCGGCUCCUCUUAUGCAAGGAUAGUUUUUGGGAGCCUCACGGCAAAGACGAAGGAGGUUGGCAAGAGCCUGUUCCCGGAGUGGCACGAAGUCUUUGCCUUCAGCAAGGAUAAUUCUGCAGGACCCGUGGUAGAAGUCAGCAUCUGGGACCACGAAACAGAUCAGUUCAUGGGAGCUGUCGGCUUUGACUUGCAAGAAAUUCCUUUCCGAGUUCCUCCAGACAGUCCCUUGGCACCGCAGUGGUACAGGCUCGAAAACAUCAGCAAGAAUGCCGAGAAGAAAGUCCGAGGGGAUGUGAUGCUGGCUAUAUGGUGGGGAACGCAAGCCGACGAAGCUUUCACGGAAGCAUGGCAGUCGGACUCUGGAGGAUACGCACACACUCGAGCGAAAGUUUAUCUCUCUCCAAAGCUUUGGUACCUGAGAGUGAACGUCAUCGAGGCUCAGGAGGUCCAACCGAUGGACAGGACGAGAUUUCCAGAAGUGAGCGUUCGUGCACAGCUGGGGUUCCAGAUCUACAAGACGAAGGUGGCGAGCAACCGUAACACAAGUCCUCAGUGGAACGAGGACUUGCUGUUCGUGGCCUCGGAGCCUUUCGAAGACGAGCUGCUGCUGGUUGUCCAGAACAAAACCGCCAAGCCCAACGAGGAAGAGGUGCUCGGGAUGGUGAAGAUAGCUCUCGCCGGGAUCGAGAAGAGGAUAGACCAUCGCCAGGUGAACUCCAAGUGGUUCGAUCUCGUGAGAUACAACGGAGGUGACAAGCACUUCCACGGCCGGCUUCACUUGCGGCUGUGCUUCGAUGGUGGCUACCAUGUCAUGGACGAAGCCACACACUACAGCAGCUGUGUUCGGCCGACGGCCAAGCAGCUGUGGAGGCCAGUGGUGGGAGUUCUCGAGCUCGGGAUUAUCAGGGGCAAGGACGUCCAUCCAAUGAAAACAGUCGACGGCAGGGGUGCUACCGACGCUUACUGCGUCGCAAAGUAUGGCCAGAAAUGGGUGAGGACGAGAACCAUCGUCGACAACUUAAACCCCCGGUGGAACGAGCAGUACUCCUGGGAAGUCUACGAUCCAUGCACAGUUCUCACGGUCGGGGUGUUCGACAACUGCCAUGUCCAUCCUCACCCGGAAGGAGGCAAAGACUUGAAGGACUUACAGAUUGGCAAAGUUCGUAUCCGGCUGUCGACGCUGGAGAGCGAGAGGAUCUACACCAACAGCCAUCCGCUGCUCAUGCUCCAGCGCUCCGGCGUGAGGAAGCUCGGAGAGAUCGAGCUCGCCGUGCGGUACUCGUCGGUUUCCAUCGUCAGCGUCAUGGGUCUCUACUUCCGGCCGCUGCUGCCAAAGAUGCACUACUUGCAUCCGCUGGGGGUGACGCAGUCGGAGAUCCUUCGCAUCAGCGCGAUGAGGCUCGUCGCCAUCCGGCUCAACCGUUCCGAGCCGCCACUCCGCCAGGAAGUCGUCCAGUUCAUGCUUGACGCCGACUUCCACGUCUGGAGCCUGCGGCGCUCCAAGGUGAACUACUUCCGGAUCAUGAACUUACUGGCGGGUCCGAUGGCCGUGGGGACGUGGUUCCACAACAUCUGCCACUGGAAGAACCCGGUGACAACGCUGCUCGUCCACAUCCUCUUCCUCAUCCUGGUGAUGUUCCCGGAGCUCAUCCUUCCGACGCUCUUCCUCUACCUCUCGCUCAUCGGCGCCUGGAGGUACCGCUACAGGCCUCGAUCGCCUCCAUCCAUGGACGGGAAGUUGUCACAGGCCGAGCAAGUGGAACCCGACGAGCUGGACGAAGAGUUUGAUCCAAUCCCGACGAACAAAGAUCCCAGCGUCGUCAAGGCUCGCUACGAUCGGCUCCGGAUAGUUUCUUCGCGGAUCCAGCACGUCCUGGGAGACAUAGCCACGCAGGGGGAGAGGCUUACCGCGCUGCUAAGCUGGAGAGACCCGCGAGCGAGCGGGAUAAUGGUGGCGGUGUGCAUGACCAUCGCCAUCUUUCUCUACGUGGUUCCACUCCGGGUGAUCGUGGUGAUCGUGGGGCUCUACGUUUUGAGGCAUCCAAAGUUCCGGGAGCGCUUGCCGGGCUGGCCGAUCAAUUUCUUCCGGAGGCUGCCGUCACUGGCAGAUCGUAUACUUUGAUGUACGUUGAUGUACCGCGCGGCUUACCGUGUGGCGUGCAGUGCGGCAUUCUUUAAAAAGCUAUCUUGCAGCGCGGUUGAAAAUGCAUUGAUGGUGGGCAAACGCAGCUGUACCGCGCGGCUUGCCGUGCGGUGUUUAUUUGCAGUGUGGCA